Diaporthe batatas is the source of this 3694-nucleotide messenger RNA. RefSeq lists its product as uncharacterized. The record is from RefSeq and is a predicted model, not a curated record. Gene Ontology annotation, biological process: secondary metabolic process. Gene Ontology annotation, molecular function: CoA-ligase activity. Bases 714 to 2471 code for a protein of 585 amino acids. The transcript has 4 exons. Lineage: Eukaryota; Fungi; Ascomycota; Sordariomycetes; Diaporthales; Diaporthaceae.
AUUCAAUGUUUCCACGUGGCUUAUCCGCCAUAAUCAUCACGACUAGCCCAUAUACUACAUAGUACGCACGACACCAAUUACCACCCCGCCCCCCAAAUAAUAGCCUUAAUGAGGGCAUCUUUGCUGCUCAGAACAACAGCCCUUCAGGACAAGACAAUCGGCAAAGCCACCCGGUCAGAGCCCCGCAUCAAGAGACCGGGGAUGCAGUGGGACGCCAGUGGGCCGUGCCUCGGUACUUGGCUGUCGAACAUUCCAAGUUGCGGGGUCGGUCGCAGGGGAGCUCUCCCCUGCGGUGUCCCACUGGACCCCUUAUCCCCGACCAGCCGACCAGCACUGCUGUGGCCGCCCGCAAUGGAAACCAGAUCGUGGGCUAGCCAGGCAAGCAAGCAAGAUCCAUGGAUGCCGCCCACCCUUACCUCGACUGCCGUUGGGAAACCCAGCUCCCAGCUCCUGGGCAGGGACACGUCCCGAGCGCUGUUGCCCAGGUGGUUCCGGGGUGGUGGGUCCUCCUCGGCAGCAGCACAAGUCCCGAGUACCAUUGCGCGACCACCUGGGCAGAUUCCGUACAAUUGAGCCUCACGAACUCCUGCUACGUCCUGUUGUUGCUGCCAGUACUUGCCCUCUGAAACUGAAAUCGCCAGGCGAUCCCAUUGUUACAACAACUUGGACAACCUGGGGGCCCUCCUGGACCUGCGUGGCGUCGGCACAUCAAAAUGGCCAGCGUCGUACAACGAGGCCCUGGUGGCAGCAUCACCUACAAGGCAGCCGAGCAGGUCGAAUUACCCAGAUUGGACCUUCUUACGGCGCUCUUUGGUAAACAAAACCUCCCCCCGGGAACUGCUAGUGCAACCUUGGGGACUAAUAGUGCUCCCACGCCAGAUUCCAAGAUUUGCGAAGCCGACGAGCAGACACCAUUUAGCACCGACGCCGCCGACCCGGAGCACAAGCAACUCACGAAAGCCGGCGCGCGGCAGCUCACGACACAGCUCGCAUACGCCUUGCGAAGCUCCUACGGCAUAGGGCGGCAGGGCCGCAACAAAGAUGUGGUCCUCGUAAAUACCCAAGGCCAUUAUAUGCUGCCUGUCCUCUUCUACUCGACCAUCGCAGCCGGCGGAAUCUAUAGCGCCACGAGCCCUUCUUCCACGGCGAGCGAGCUGGCAUACCUGAUAGGGCUGGUCGAACCCAAGGUGAUAAUAUGCGACGUGCACACAAAGGCGGCAACGGAAGAGGCGGUGCGGCAGCUGAAGUUCGGCGCGGAGCGGCUCCUCCUCCUUGGCGAUGGCACCACGCUUGAACUGAGCGUCCAGGGGAGCGGCAAGAGGGUAGAGCUCUCACCUUCCAGGACCCUGCAGUGGGAGCGCAUCACCGACCAGAGAGAGUUGGACGAGUCGAUCAUCUGUGUACUCUUCUCUAGUGGGACGACUGGCUUGCCCAAGGGCGUCAAGCUGAGCCACACGAACCUGUUUGCCGCGGCAUAUCUGAACAUGGAGCCGAGGAGGGCAUGGGAAGCGCGCGAGCGGCCGGGCCUAAAGUACAUCACUUUAGCACACCUCCCCGCUGCGCACAUCGCAGGCGUACAGGGUUAUCUCGUCAACGUACUUUACCGUGGUGGCACGGUCUACUGGAUGCCCAAGUUCGACUUUGCCAAGUUCAUCGAGUACAACAAGCGGUACAGGAUCACACAUUUCUUUAGUGUGCCACCCAUCUUUCUCGCCGUUGCCAAAUUUCCCGGACUACGCGAUCAGCUCGACACGAUCGACCAUGCGUACAGUGGAGCAGCGCCCCUGGGCGCACAGCUUCAAGCCGAGGCAGAGAAGAAGAUGGGCAAGGGUCAGGCGAGUCUGACGCAAGUCUGGGGGCUGACCGAGACAACUGGUGCAAUCACUAACGCACCGCCUGGGGAGACCAACUUGGCAGGAAGUGUCGGCUCGCUAGUAGCUAACCACGAGGCCCGGAUCGUAGACGAGGCAUCCAGAGACGUCGCUCCUGGUGAGAGAGGUGAGAUCUGGGUCCGGGGGCCGGUAGUAACCAAAGGAUACUGGAGAAACAGCAAGGCCGACGCUGAGAGUUUCGUUGACGGGUGGUUCUGCUCGGGAGACAUUGGGUUGUGUGAGAACGGCACGCUCUACAUUGUCGACCGGAAGAAGGAGCUUAUCAAGUACAAGGGUCUGCAGGUGGCCCCAGCAGAGCUUGAAGCAACGCUUCUGUCCCAUCCGAUGAUUGCAGAUGCAGCAGUGAUCGGGGUCGAGCAAGACGACACAGAGGUGCCAAGGGCGUAUGUUGUGCCAGGCACCAAAGAUCUUACAAGUGAGCAGAUCCGCAGCUGGGUGGAUGGCAAGGUUGCGAACCACAAGAGGCUGCGGGGUGGCGUCGUGCUGGUAGAUGCGAUUCCAAAGAGCCCCGCGGGCAAGAUCCUGCGGAAGAUCCUCCGUGAUCAAGCAAAGGCGGAAAAGAAGAUGGCUAAAUUGUGAGCGCAUACGCGUUGCUCUGUGUCCAGGGGCCGUAUAUAGGACUGCAAGCGAUUGAUGCAAAAUUGAAGGCGUUUUCCAUUUUCCAACUCCACGUCGCGGUGGCCUUCAUCUUUGCCACGCUGUAUCAUGGCAAGCACGAGUUCCCAUCUGUAGUCAAGCCCCACGGGUUCUGCUGACGUUGAGGUAUCCCAGGUUGAAGUCCUGAUGCCAUGGUCCUGAGGUUAGGCUUCAGCAGUGGCUCGGAAAUCGGUCUGGGCUGCGGGAGUCGGUGUUCUGCCGGCCCGGGUGCCCAGUGGUAAUGACGAUCCACGGCCCAGCUUGAAUCAGACCGCCGACUGCACGAGAAGCAGGUUGGUUGUACGUCGAAGGUCACAGCACUGGCAGGCGCCACGUGCCAGGCAUCAUUGAUGUGUGCCUUCGCCAUGCCAUGCCAUGCCAUGCCGCGACGAACUGGACGAUUGACGUCGACCAAGGUGACACCCGCAACGCGCCGGCUCGAAGCUAGUUGUACAGUAGUCUGUAGUGUCCCGACUGCUUCCGUCGGGGUGGUCAGCCCUGGGGGUGGAGUCAGCAGCGAGCCCAGCGCCCAGGGCAGGGAACUUGACAGCUUGAUUGCUGCGCACAAUGCCGCCGAGCCGCAGGGCUUGCCGGUACUCCGUAAGGAUGUCAUGCCAUGUUGAUUAGGCAGGUCCCUUGCACUUGUACAUGGUACAAGUGCCUAGGGAGGUUGCCCUUCGGCAAGAGAAGAGGCACGCAGGGAAGCCAUACUGGACUGCCAGAUAUCUCCUGGGUAGAUACCACAGCACAAGGACUAUAGGUGCGCUCAUGUGAAGUGCCUUGCUCGAGUCGCCGGGGCGGUGGUCGUCGUAAUCUAUGGUUCGUUUCAUCCCCUUUCUCAAAGUCAAGUCAUCUGCAUUUCCGCUGGUGCAAAAAUUAGAAUAGCCUGCAUUGGAUAUCGAAACCCGGUCGAUCCAGGGGCUGGGUGGGUCCAGAGGAAGUCUUGUUGCCAGCAGCCAGGGCAGCCCAUCAGUCAGUGGUGCUCCCAAGGAACCCCAUAGGCUGUGGCGGGGGGAUUGGCCCGCCACCCAGACAGCCAAUUCUUCUCAUCAGACCUGGGGGGGUUUGCGUUCGGCACCUGGGCCCUCGACGGGGAGACAGGCAGGCCCUCGAGUCGCACUCUGGCGCAGUGACUGGUGCCUCCGAUUGUUUUUAGAGAGAGGGGG